Messenger RNA from Penicillium brevicompactum, 1782 nucleotides. Its product is annotated as polynucleotide adenylyltransferase. Lineage: Eukaryota; Fungi; Ascomycota; Eurotiomycetes; Eurotiales; Aspergillaceae. Gene Ontology annotation, molecular function: poly(A) RNA polymerase activity; RNA binding. The record is from RefSeq and is a predicted model, not a curated record. The coding region runs from base 1 to 1782 and encodes 593 amino acids. The transcript has 8 exons. Gene Ontology annotation, cellular component: nucleus.
AUGGCUACACCGCCCGCUCGCCAGUGGGGUGUGACACCCCCAAUCUCGGUGGUUCUACCUACCAAGGACGAAAUCGCAGCGAACGAUGAUCUCAUCGCGGAACUCAAAGCCCAGAACAACUUCGAGCAGCCAACCGAAACAGACCGAAGACAAAAGGUAUUGCAACUGCUGCAGCGCGUCACAGUUGAAUUCAUCCAAGUCGUCAGUCGCACCAAAGGUCUUUCAGCCGCGGCCGUUGAAGCCUCUGGGGGUAAGAUCUUCACGUAUGGAUCUUACAGACUUGGAGUUUAUGGACCUGGAUCCGAUAUCGAUACCCUAGUCGUUGCACCUAAGCAUGUCAUGAUCGAUGACUUUUUCGCCGAAUUCCCCGUGAUACUGGAAAGAAUGGCCCCCGAAGGAGCGAUAGAAAAAAUGACACCAGUACCCGAUGCGUUCGUCCCAAUUAUCAAGCUUGAGCUCCUCGGCAUUAGUAUCGAUCUGAUCUUCGCUCGCCUCGUCAUCCCCUCCAUCCCAAUGAACUUGGACCUGAAGAACAACGAUUACCUGAGAGGCUUGGAUGAGCGGGAGGUACGCUCCCUGAAUGGAACUCGUGUGACUGAUCAAAUCUUGGAGCUUGUACCCCAGCAAAAGACAUUUCGUCUGGCACUACGAGCGAUCAAACUUUGGGCGCAGAGGCGGGCAAUCUACUCGAAUAUUGUAGGUUUCCCAGGUGGUGUAGCUUGGGCGAUGCUGGUGGCUCGUGUGUGCCAGCUGUACCCGCAGGCGACCGGCUCUGUCAUCGUGGGAAAGUUUUUCAGGAUCAUGAACAAGUGGAAUUGGCCUCAGCCUGUCUUACUGAAGCAGAUUGAGGAUGGCCCACUUCAGAUGAAAGUGUGGAAUCCAAAGAUCUACCACGGCGAUAGAUUUCAUCUGAUGCCUAUCAUCACCCCCGCCUACCCUUCGAUGUGUGCGACUCACAAUAUCAGUCUCUCCACGAAGAAGGUCAUCCUUAGGGAGCUCAACCGAGGAGGUGAUAUGGUCGACAAGAUUUUCAUGAAGCAGCGAUCUUGGGAAGAUCUAUUUGUGCGCCACACGUUCUUCACCAACGACUACAAAUACUACCUCACCAUCACUGCUUCCAGCAAGACCAAGGAGGCUGAGGGUGUAUGGUCUGGCCUUGUUGAAUCCAAGUUGCGCCAUCUCGUCGGUGCAUUGGACCGCAAGCAAAUAAUCGGGAUCGCCCAUCCUUUCCCGAAGGGCUUCGAGAGAGUACACCUUGUCAAGACAGCCGAGCAGAUGGAUGCAGUCAGGAACGGAUCUACUCAGCAUGUCGCCAAGGGCACAACGACCGAGACGACCGACGAGACCAACAAUGCUGCUCAUCAAGCCGCAGUCCAGAACACUCUCGAGAAUGCUGAGAUCCCAGAGCCAGCGCAGACCCAACCCGAGAACGACGGCCAUACCGUCUACACAACAACUUACUACAUCGGCUUAGAGUUGAUGCCGUUGGAACCUGGCCAAUCGAGAUCUCUUGAUAUCUCGAGCGACUCGCAGCUCUUCAAGUCACAAUGUACAGCAUGGCCAGGAUACCAAGAAGAUGUGAUGGAAUUGACGGUCGUCCAUGUUCGAAACUUCGAUCUACCAGAGGAUGUCUUCCAACCCGGCGAGACCCGACCAUCCCGACCCAAGAAAAAGACGACAAAGAAAUCAGAGACCGCCGGUCAAAAGCGCAGCAUUGCCGAGUUGGACGGUUCCACCGAAGGAGCUUCCAAACGCCAGGUGACAUCCGCCACUCCCGCCUAA